This is a messenger RNA of Nycticebus coucang (slow loris), 5365 nucleotides long. It is a transcript of the gene ZNF697, whose product is annotated as zinc finger protein 697. The record is from RefSeq and is a predicted model, not a curated record. Lineage: Eukaryota; Metazoa; Chordata; Mammalia; Primates; Lorisidae. The transcript has 2 exons. Bases 861 to 2165 code for a protein of 434 amino acids. Gene Ontology annotation, molecular function: DNA-binding transcription repressor activity, RNA polymerase II-specific. Gene Ontology annotation, biological process: negative regulation of transcription by RNA polymerase II.
AGGAGAAAUGGGCUUUCAUUCAGAGGACACAGACAAGAGAGAAGGCCAUCCAGAGAUGGAGAUGGGCUCCAACCCACAGGACUCCAGGGACAGAGAAGUAGUACCUGCUGUCUGCACCGAAUCCCACCUCCCUGCUGCCUUCGCCCCUGGUGCUCACAAGCCACUUCCUGGAGUGGGAUAAGCUGGCGGAGUUCCACAGGUGCGUGUGUCCUGGGCUGCCUCUAAACUGGGUCCGAGGCUUCAUUCUCCCUCCCCCCCAUCCACAGUAAAGUUCAAAAGGUGAGCUCACUUUGUUGUUCUACCUUAAGCUGUUUCAGACUGACUAAAUGUAUUUUAAAAAUCAGUCCAGGACCCUGCUAGGCCACAUGGUCUAUUCUUUUGAUUGGCCGCCUGGGCUUUGUCUUGAGGCAAGGGCCUUCAAAGGGAGUGGAAGCUCUUGGAGUGAGUGAGCCUUUUCUCCAGAGAUCUCAUGGGAUCCCACCUGGCACAGUCGUUUCUCCAGCACAACCUAUGAGGCCUCCUGAUGGCUCUGUUAGGCAGUGGCCCAGGUAUGGCGAAUGGGGCCAGGGCCCGGGGCCCCAGCAGCUGCCUGAAGGAUUGGUGGCAAAAGAGGCUAGUGAGUGGACUCUUCCAGGAGGAGCCAGGUGGGAGGGAGCCUGGGCUCCGGGGAAUUUUGAAGGAUGGUAGGAGGACGAAUCUUGGGCCUACACUCUUGUUACUGAGACUGGCUUCCUCGGGGCUUACCAUUUGAGUGCCGAGUACCCUUCACUGCCGGCUUUUCUGUUGCAGAGGGGCUGCUCGAUGAGGAAGAAGGGGUUGCUCUCCAGGAGCAAGAGGAGGACCACGCUGGUCUAGCUGAUAUGGGGAUGUUCCCGGGACUUUCCGAGUCAGACAGCAUAUCCCGGAGCCCCCGGGAAGAGGAGGAGGAGGAAGAGCAGCCGCCCCCUCCGGUACUGCCCUGGAGGCGACACCUUUCCCUGAGCAGUCGGCACCGGGGGAACAAACCUGCCCACCGCCGCUUCCACCGGAUCCACCACCCCAUGCCUGUGGACCUCGGGGAGCUCGACAGCCUGGUGGCCAGCAUCAUGGACGCGCCCACCAUCUGCCCAGACUGCGGGGAGAGCUUCAGCCCGGGCGCCGCCUUCCUGCAGCAUCAGCGCAUCCACCGCCUGGCGGAGGCGGCCGCUGCGGCCAGCCUGGAACCGUUCGGCCUGCCGGGCGAGUGCGGCGCGGUGGUGGGGGUGGUGGGCGUGGCGGGAGGCUUCGGGGCGGGCCCCGCGCUGGCCCGGCCGCCCCGGGAGAAGCCUUUCCGCUGUGGGGAGUGCGGCAAGGGCUUCAGCCGUAAUACCUACCUGAGCAACCACCUGCGCCUGCACACGGGCGAGCGGCCCAACCUGUGCGCCGACUGCGGCAAGAGCUUCAGCUGGCGGGCAGACCUGCUCAAGCACCGGCGGCUGCACACGGGCGAGAAGCCCUACCCGUGCCCCGAGUGCGGCGAGGCCUUCAGCCUCAGCUCGCACCUGCUGAGCCACCGGCGCGCGCACGCGGCGGCCAGCGGCGCGGGACCGGCGGCGCUGCGGCCCUUCGCCUGCGGCGAGUGCGGCAAGGGCUUUGUGCGCCGCUCGCAUCUGGCCAACCACCAGCGCAUCCACACUGGCGAGAAGCCGCACGGCUGCGGCGAGUGCGGCAAGCGCUUCAGCUGGCGCUCAGACCUGGUGAAGCACCAGCGCGUGCACACGGGCGAGAAGCCGUACAUGUGCUCCGAGUGCGGGGAGACCUUCAGCGUCAGCUCGCACCUCUUCACGCACAAGCGCACGCACUCGGGCGAGCGGCCCUACGUGUGCCGGGAGUGCGGCAAGGGCUUCGGGCGCAACUCGCACCUGGUGAACCACCUGCGCGUGCACACGGGCGAGAAGCCCUUCCGCUGCGGCCAGUGCGACAAGCGUUUCAGCGACUUCUCCACGCUCACGCAGCACCAGCGCACGCACACGGGCGAGAAGCCCUACACGUGCAUCGAGUGCGGCAAGAGCUUCAUUCAGAGCUCGCACCUGAUCCGCCACCGCCGCAUCCACACCGGCAACAAGCCGCACAAAUGCGCCGGCUGCGGCAAAGGCUUCCGCUACAAGACGCACCUCGCGCAGCACCAGAAGCUUCACCUGUGCUAGGGCUGGGUCCGCGGGCGCCUGCCCUGCUCGGAGCUGCGCGGGGUGGAGGUCCUGGGCAGACCCCAGCGGGAAGGGCGGGGCCCUGGGGGAGGGGGUGCUGUUUUUUGCCUGCCUCCUGUCGGUGCAGAAGAAGGUUUGGGAGAUGUGCUUGAGAUGGUGGCUUCCUGAAGUACCCCUCUGUGGGAGGGAAGAGCGGAGGAGCAGGGGCUUUGAGGACCUUGAAGAAGGGGGAGUUGGUGGCGGGCAGCAGAGCAGGGUGGGCUGUGAUGGCCUGUGGGAAUCAGGAGAGAGGGUAGUUUUGAAGUGAGGGUUAUGGGGGUAAAAUAAAGCACGGGUGUGAGUAAUUCUGUCCCUGUUCCACCAGGUGGUACGCCAGUGUGUCCUGUCCCCACACAUCAGCUAUAGUCCCAGAAGUAGGAGAACCUGUCAGUCCCAUAGGAGACGGUAUUUGGUUUACUCUUCGCUUUCUCUGAGCCACAGUUAGCUGCUAUGUUGAGGCAUCCAGGGAAAACGGGGAAGAAAACGACACACCUUCACGUCAAGGGGCAACCUCUAGCAUUUAGAAAGGCUCGUAUGACUGGUUCUUAGAUCUUCUGGGAAGUCUUGGUCCUAUUCCCGGUUCUUUGCUACUUUGAAAACACUCUCGCUUCAUGCUGGGCCAAGGUGUCUCCCUGAAUGACCAGCCUCCUCCCCUCUUCCCCCAUCCCCGGUGUGUGCCAGACCCAGCGUUUCUGUCACGUCUCCCCUGUGAUCUUUUAACUGCAGGGAAAAGGAACACUCCCGGCUAUGUGUGACUUUCCCUUUCCCGGGUCAGUUCAGUGCCUGAAUUUCAGGCCCUGGUGACCUGCUAGAGAAAAUAACUAGCUCAAAGUUUUGCUGGCCUGUAUGUGAGAGAUGCAGGAAGAACAAGUGUUCCUGUGAUACAAGGUUCUUCUGUUUCAUUUGCUUUCACUUCGCCUCUGUGUACCCUGUCCCCGCUGACUCCACUUCCAUCCAUAUCGAUGAGGGAUUUAGUCCGAGUGGGAAUGGCUCCUUCCUAUGUGAAGGCACAGUAGAAAUCUCAAGGCUUUACACAGGGGGCAGUCAGGGAGAGGUGUAAAUGCAAAAUUGCCAAAUAGCACAAGUGAUGAAUGUUCUCUGGGGGUUACAUAGAUGCCAAAAUCACACUUUGGUAUUUGCAAAGUGUUUUAUGCUUUUUAAUGAUUGUUAGUGUUCCUCACAGCGUUGUGAGGUAGAUCAGUAUUAAUGACCCCUGUCUUGGGGAAGGCGUCGGGACAGUGUGGCAAGCUGCCCUGAAGCGAGGAGGCUGACAACAGUGUGAAUAGCUGUGGUCUGACCUUUUGCAUUCUCCAGCUCAGCUGCUAGGAAGACUUACCUUUAGUCAUGAUUUGUAUAAUAAAAUAAGGGCACUGAAAAUCGUUAAGCUUGAUGGGAAACUGCAGGCUAGCCUAUCAGGGCCCGAUAUGUCCUUCAUUGACAAAGCUGGUCUUUGUCACCUAAUGAGGGUAUCCCAGCUGUGUUCCCAUUCUAGUAGGGUGCUAUAGUUAGAUGACUCUUGUAUAGAUUUCAGUUCCCUAUGCUGAAAGUUCCUCCCUUAGCUUAGCCUUUAGGAGUUAGACUUGUGGAAAGCAAUAUUGUUUUCUUCACUAGCAAUUGUCACCCUGUAACUUUCAUGGAAGCAUCUUCACAAACUGUUGGACACAGUUGAAGGGGGGAAAAAAAUCCCUAAAAAUUAUUUUUAUGAUUUUAGCAAAAUUUCUGUGGAUGCUAGUAAUUUAUCUGUGAUCAGUUGUAUUCUAGUAAAGAACCUCUUUGGUGACUGUAGGAAAGCAUGUUUUUGUCAUAAUAAAAAUACUUUUUAAAAAAAUCAUGAUAGUUCUGGGCUUGUAUAAUGCCUUGUUCAUCUUGCCCUCUUAAUCCAUUUAUUGUUAUUGACAGAUGCAAAUAGAUUUUCAAACUUUGGACAAUUUUGAAAGACACGAUUCUUUUUUAUUUUCUUUUGGUUAAGAGCAAUAUAAGCAAAGCAAAUGUCCAUUGUUAAUUCUGACUCUUGUAGUCUGAAUACCCAGUAUAUAAAAAACAUUUGAAAAUUGUAUAGCCAAUUUGUAGGCAAUCUUACUCCACUGGAUUUUUUCCAUGCACAUCUACCUCUUCCAGCUGUUUUAAGUUCCCUCAAGUCUGUGCCUCUGAAAUCUCAUCCAAUUUUUGAUUCUUUCUGGGUUGAUUAUCCACUUUGUAUUAAGGCCACUUGGUCUUUUGCUGCCAUCCUUAUGCACGGUCUCAUGUUCAUCAAAUAUGCCACAUACCAGCAACUUUAGAGAAAGGGUUUAACAAGGAGUGGAGACUGAAGCUAGUAUAAAAUAAUUUAGUUCCUGUGGAAUUCUUUGGACUUCAUUUACCUCUUGUUUUUCCUAUUACCACAGAUAUGAGAGUCAGCCAAUAUGUUGGUACUCCUUCUAGAGCACAUCUCUUGGCAGAAGAAAACGGUUCAACCACCAACACCCCAGUCUCCUGGGACAUUUGGAACGUGAUUCUGUUUUUCUUAAAAUUCUUCAGGGAACAUAUCUGCAGUAAACGAGGUUAAAUGCAUUCAGGAAGUUGUUUCUUGGAUCUAGUUUUAGAAUAAUAGUACAUCUUCAGCAAACCCUGUUAACUGUGGUCCACCCUUGAAAAUGUUAAUCGGAAGACUCCUUCCACCAACUCGUGAAUGGUGGUGGAGGCAAGUGUAUUUUUUGUUUCCUGGAGAGUUUGGUCAAGAGCAGUCUUCCUCUGCUGCCUUUUACUAACAAAACGUGGAGCAGUUUAAAUAGGCCGAAUGGUUUUGAUGAAAUCUCAAGCUCUGAGUUGGAAGGAGAAGAAGAGGAGACCUUAACCCCCUGAGCCUUGUUGUCUCUUUACAACCAAGAGUCUGUACAUAUGUGAAUAAUGACAAAUUACGAGCCUGUGUUCAUAGACAAUCUGAACUGUUUCUGAAGUUUGUGCACAUUUUGCUUCACUAUAAUAUUAUUUUACAGCUGUUUGUUAAAAUAGUGAAUAAUUUAAUGAUCCUAAAAGUAACAGGUUUUGUGUGAGUGUGUGCUUGUGUAUGUGAGAAUUGCCUUAUUUUCAGGUCGUUUAAUUUAAUGAUAAUACCUUGGACAGCAUUCUGCUAUUCAACAACCAACAUGGAAUAUUUGUCAUUAAAUCCAAAUCAGUCUUUU